AUGUCUGAAGUUGACUACGCUCCGGCCUUUGCGCCAUUCUUUGGAUUUGCCGGGUGUGCGGCUGCGCUCACGCUGAGCUGCGCCGGUGCGGGCAUUGGCACGGCAAAGAGCGGUAUUGGAAUCGCAGGUAUCGGCACGUUCAAGCCCGAGCUUAUCAUGAAAUCACUUAUCCCAGUCAUUAUGUCGGGUAUUCUGGCCGUUUACGGAUUGGUCGUCGCCGUUCUGAUUGCCGGUGGCCUGAACCCCAGCAAGCCAUAUACUCUUUUCAAUGGAUUCAUGCAUUUGGCCUGUGGCCUGUGCGUGGGCUUUGCGUCGCUGGCGGCUGGCUACUGCAUUGGCAUUGUGGGUGAUGAAGGCGUCCGCAAGCUAAUGCUCGAAGCCCGGCUGUUUGUUGGCGUGGUCCUGAUUCUGAUUUUCGCAGAAGUCCUGGGUCUCUACGGCAUGAUUAUCUCGCUUAUUCUCAACACACGGGGUAGUGGCUGA
Messenger RNA from Wickerhamiella sorbophila, 483 nucleotides. RefSeq names its product V-type proton ATPase proteolipid subunit 2. Gene Ontology annotation, biological process: proton transmembrane transport. Gene Ontology annotation, cellular component: proton-transporting V-type ATPase, V0 domain. Gene Ontology annotation, molecular function: proton-transporting ATPase activity, rotational mechanism. Lineage: Eukaryota; Fungi; Ascomycota; Dipodascomycetes; Dipodascales; Trichomonascaceae. The record is from RefSeq and is a predicted model, not a curated record. The coding region runs from base 1 to 483 and encodes 160 amino acids. The transcript has a single exon.